AUUUAGUUAGCUCUCUUAGGCAGACGGAUUUUUCCAAAAGCCAAAUACAAAUUUCUGAUUUCAAGGACGACCAAACUUUAAAACGACAUGAAUAAUUGCCUAUCGUCGUUUUUUAAGUACCUCUUGUACUUUCUCAACCUGCUCUUCGUAGUUAGUGGAAUAUUCUUAAUAGUUUUUGGUGCUCUAAUGUUAAAUGGAUUGGGAAAUUUCGUUCACUUCGAUGGAGCUACUGUAGUAACAUUUCCAAUCACCUUUAUUGUCAUCGGAAGUGUCACCUUCUUGGUGGCAUCCUUCGGAUGUUGUGGAACUAUCCGCGAAAGUGCCUGCCUCACAAAAUUGUAUGCCAUCUGUAUGUUAAUACUUUUUGGUCUGCAAAUGGCGCUUUCUAUUUGGUUGUUUGUGGAAGAGGACACAUUUUUAGGCUUUAUGAGUGGUAUUGUGGACAAGGCUUGGAAAAGCAACGACGCAGCCCAUGGAUACCCAAUGGACGCUCUUCAAAUAGCCCUAAAGUGUUGUGGUAAUGAGGAUUACAAACAAUAUGGUGACCACGUACCCGCUUCUUGUUGUGGCUACGAUGAUCGCUUUCAGGAGUGCUUGGAACCCAUAUAUACUCGUCGACCUGGUUGCAAAGAUGCGUUCCUCGAUUUCUGGUACUCCCAUAUGGAAGUCGUUCGGUUAAACAGCCUAAUCAUUGCCUUUUUCCAGCUAGGCAUAUUCUUUAUUUCCUGUCAUUUGGCCAGAGCCAUGAGAUGGGAUUAAUGUAAAAUUUAUCCAAUAAAAAUGAUUGAGAAAAUUAAUAUCUCAAUUAACCUAACUAUCUAUAAAUAAUAUUUAAGGAAUGCCCUUUUCCGAUCCAUUAUUCCUCCCUGUU
This is a messenger RNA of Drosophila ananassae, 871 nucleotides long. RefSeq names its product 23 kDa integral membrane protein. Gene Ontology annotation, cellular component: membrane. The transcript is spliced from 3 exons. Lineage: Eukaryota; Metazoa; Arthropoda; Insecta; Diptera; Drosophilidae. The record is from RefSeq and is a predicted model, not a curated record. The coding region runs from base 88 to 759 and encodes 223 amino acids.